AUGUGUAGGUUCCAGGUUCCCCCACCUACUUGGGACCUCGUGUAUGCUCCCAUGCUGCUGGGCCUACUGGUGCUGCUGGUGGCAGUGCUGCUGUCCACCAUGAUUGCGGUGUUGGCUUGGAAAAGACGAAAUAUAGAGGAGGAUGUGAAGGAGAUUCAGCUGUGCACGGCCAUCUUGGAGAGAGCUGAGCGGUCCAAGAGUGAGGCGGUGGCCAGCACGUCGCAUGAGCUGCGCACCCCAAUCAUUGGCAUGAUGGGCAUGAUAGAGGAAUUGUUGGAGUCGCCAUUGGAGGAGUGGCAGCGGGCCGACCUGGUAGAUGCAAGGGCGUGUGCGGGCGAGACGGUGGAGCUCAUCAACCGAGUGUUGGACCUCGCCAAGCUGCAGGCCGGCAGGCUGCAGCUCGAGACUCUCCCCUGCUGCCUGCGCCGCAUCUUUCGUGAGGCGACUACAUUUGCGCCAGGGAAGAACUUACCAGUGACUGUCCAUGUGGAUGACGGCGUUCCAGAAACGCUACUCGGCGAUCCAACUCGAAUCUUGCAAGUCAUGGCUGAACUUGUCGCAAGUGCCAUGAACAACACGGCAACAGGCCACAUAACCAUCCGUGUUUCGUGCAUUCCCCCUCCACACGUCGCCAGCACGCCACCUCCACCUGCUGCUGUCCCAGGCGCCACACAAGCCUCCUCUCAGCCGCCCCCACCAGCCUCAGCGUGGCAUCAGCUGGCCGGCUGUGUGCAGCGCUUCCCUCCUCACACUCGCCUGCUCUGCCUCCCCCAGCACUGCCCGGCCAGCCAAGGGGGGCCUGUGGGCAACAAGGAUGGGCAGCCGUGUGGGCAGGUGCACAGCAGAGACAGUGUAGGCAGUGCAGAUGACAGGCAAGGGGGGGGUGGGCAGUUGGAGGAGGAGGUGAGGGAGUGGGUGGAGGGGGCGUGUGCUGUGAGGGAGGAGGGCGAGUGGAUGGUGGUGGUGGCAUGUGAAGACACGGGCAGUGGUAUACCACCUGAGGAGCUGUGGGGGUUGCUGGACCCACAUGGCAUGCAUGGCGGCGGGCAACAUAAAGUCAUGGAGAGAAUUCGGUCGCUGGGGAGGGCGGAGUCAUGGAAGAGCCUAGGGAGUUUUGAGUCGACUCAAAAUUCAUUCGCUUGCAAAUUCCUGGUUUUGAUUUGGCAGGAGAGAAUACGGUCGCUGGGGAGGGCAGAGUCAUGGAAGGGCCUGGGGAGGGCAGAGUCAUGGAAGGGCCUGGUGAAGUCGUCAUCGUGGCGGCAGAGGGAGCGCAGCACGUGGGAUCCGAUGCAGCGCGAUCGCAAGGCAGCUGCUGGCCCCCGCUGGACGCCCUACCCUGUUCGCUUUCUGCUCUCCACCUCCCUUGUGAGCUUCCUGCUCUCCACCUCCCUUGUGAGCUUCCUGCUCUCCACCUCCCUUGAGCUUCCUGCUCUCCACCUCCCUUGUGAGCUUCCUGCUCUCCACCUCCCUUGUGAGCUUCCUGCUCUCCACCUCCCUUGUGAGCUUCCUGCUCUCCACCUCCCUUGUGAGCUUCCUGCUCUCCACCUCCCUUGUGAGCUUCCUGCUCUCCACCUCCCUUGUGAGCUUCCUGCUCUCCACCUCCCUUGUGAGCUUCCUGCUCUCCACCUCCCUUGUGAGCUUCCUGCUCUCCACCUCCCUUGUGAGCUUCCUGUUCUCCACCUCCCUUGUGAGCUUCCUGCUCUCCACCUCCCUUGUGAGCUUCCUGUUCUCCACCUCCCUUGUGAUAGAAUUCAAGAGUAG
Messenger RNA from Closterium sp. NIES-65, 1761 nucleotides. Lineage: Eukaryota; Viridiplantae; Streptophyta; Zygnematophyceae; Desmidiales; Closteriaceae. The record is from the annotation of a GenBank genome assembly.